Messenger RNA from Cucurbita pepo subsp. pepo (vegetable marrow), 1360 nucleotides. RefSeq lists its product as uncharacterized. The record is from RefSeq and is a predicted model, not a curated record. NCBI's taxonomy places the organism in Eukaryota, Viridiplantae, Streptophyta, Magnoliopsida, Cucurbitales, Cucurbitaceae.
UAGAGGAUUAGAACACGUAGCUACGAACCUUAGUAUCAGAGGGUUCGAAUCCCUCCUCGCCCACAACCAGCCAUGGGCUCGAGGUCGAGAUUGACGAGAAAUGACCAAGAAAAUGGAUCCAAGUUUGAAAAGCUUGACGAAGAUGCACAAGCACAUACACAAACCCAAACCAAACGCUAUCUCUUUCACUUCCAUACACCCUUUCUUUUGCUUCUUCCAAAAACUUCCCCAACUUCAAUCCCUCCAAGUAAUCCAAUCCCCACCCGCCAACUUCUCUUCCCCCUCUCUCAAUACUCAAUCCGCCAUCGCCAAAUUCCGCCUUCAAUGGACGAAUCCGAGACGUACCCUAAGGAGUACUACAAUGAUCGGAGCAGAGCAGAUGGAAUCCGGACUUCAUCGGCGUUGUCUUCUUCGUCCACCACCAGUGUCCACGUUACGGCACUGGACGGUCUCGUCAACGUCAAUUCACUUUUCACCAUCGCUGUAUUUGUAGGGCUUUCGUUGACCACGCCUGGGCAGCAUAGUCUCCAGAAUUCCUCGGUCUGCGAUGCUGGCAUUGAUGUUGCUCGGAAGCUUCUGGUUUUCGAGGUCGUGUCGUUUAGCUUUUUUCUGUUCUCGUCUCUUGUGGCGCAGGGUUUGAAGCUUGCCAUUAAUCUUUUGAAUAGUAAGGAUGUGGAUGAGGCGUUUAGGGCACACAUCAAUUUGAAGGUGCUGAGAUUGGGGAUGUUGGCUUCCGCCGUUGGAUCGGUCAUGGGUUGCUUGUUUCUGAUGCUGUCCAUGGUGAAUGUCAUCCAAAUUCGCCUUGGAAUGCUGUCCUGUGGAAGCAAGUCCGCGGUUCAUGCUGUGACUGCGCUUCUUGUUCUGGUUACCUCUGCUCUUUUGGUCUAUAUUUCCACUGCUAUCUAUGCUUUUCUGCAUUGAUUGAAUGCUUAAUCCACGAUGAUUUAUAUAUAUAUAUAUAUAUGCUUCUCUUUUGCUUAUUGUUAGUUACACGUAUUCUUGAGCUGCCCUCUGUUGGUUUCCCUUGACCUCCAUUGCACUCUAUUUGAGCUUAUUUCAGCUGCGCAAUGUUAAAGAAUAUGAUUAUACCCUCACCUAUCAGCUUAAAGUGUUCUAGAGUUUAGUGAUCACUACUAUGGUUUGAACUCUUAAUUUAAGCUUUUGGGUUUAAUGGUAGUUUAAUAUGUAUUAGCACAUUAGCUUUUGAGCUUAGUGGUAGUUUAUGUAUUAGCACAGGAAGCUGUGUUCAAAGCCUUAAACUGCUUAGUUAAGCUUUUAAGGUUAGUGUCAUUGUAACAUUUAUCUUGAAUGGCUUUUUGUGUAUAUUGUUAUGAGAAAUGGGAAUGACCCUCUUCGUAUA